Molecule: messenger RNA, 3113 nt
Organism: Mixia osmundae IAM 14324
Lineage: Eukaryota; Fungi; Basidiomycota; Mixiomycetes; Mixiales; Mixiaceae
Exons: 10
Coding region: 1-2922 (973 amino acids)
Cellular component (GO): methionyl glutamyl tRNA synthetase complex
Molecular function (GO): tRNA binding
Source: RefSeq, a predicted model, not a curated record
AUGAGCACAGAGACGCUCUACAUCUCCAAUGACGCUCCCGGUACCGCACUCGCAAUGAUCGCAGCUACCUAUCUGCGCUCAGCUCUGCCCGCCAUCAAGCAGGCAGAACAAAUCAGCUUCGGAUCCGUACACGGAAAGCUAGCAGAUGCUGUCGUCGAGCUCGCGAACCGGACUGGGGCAGCCAAAGGAGUGCUUGGAAGCGAUGACGCCGAACGAGGCGAGAUUCUCGAGUGGCUUGGAAAAGUACAGUUCGGCUAUCUGACAAAGAACACUCAGAAGGAUGUCAGGACGCUCGACGAGCACCUCAAGUCGCGCACUUUUGUAGCGAGCAAGCAGCUUUCUGCGGCUGAUCUUGCAAUCUACGCUGCAUCACAUACCUUCGUCUCUGCCGCCAGCCAGCAAGAGCGCACCAGCGUGCCAUCUGUGGCGCGCCACUACGAUCUCAUUCAGAAUUUGCCAGAAGUACAACAAGCGCUUGCACGACUUCCCCAGCAUCCGAUAUCGCGAGUCGAGAUCGACCUGGACGAUGUCCCUGUCAUUGAUCGCAAAGCAGAAGUCAAGGUGAAGAAAGAUUCGAAGCCAAAGGACACUGAUCAGUUACCGACACCUUCCGCCAAAGAGCAAGCCUCUGAGCCUGCGAAAGCAUCUGCAGCUGCCAAAGAAGCCAAGAGCCAAUCUGGCGAGAGCGGCAAGAAGAAGAAGUCCGCCGAGAGCGGCGGGGGCGGUGGCAAGGGAUCAGCUGCCCCGCCUGCAGCCGAUGCUACGCCAAUGCCACACAUGCUCGAUCUGCGUGUUGGCAAGAUCAUAGAGGUCAAGCGACAUCCGGAUGCAGAUUCGCUGUACGUCGAGCAGGUCGAUGUGGGCGAGGCAGAGCCAAGAACGAUCGUAUCCGGCUUGGUCAAGUACAUCAACAUCGAAGACAUGCAGAACCGCUACCUGGUUGCGGUCUGCAACAUGAAGCCUGCCAACAUGCGCGGCAUCAAGUCUUUCGCCAUGGUUCUUGCUGCCACGUCGCCGGAUGGCAAGGAGGGUCACGGCAGCGUCGAGCUUGUCGAUCCUCCCAAAGAAUCCAAGCCAGGUGAUCGCGUUUACUUUGAUGGCUUCGAAGGCGACUACAAGCCGCUCGAUGUGCUCAAUCCGAAAAAGAAACAAUUCGAAGUCAUUCAGCCAGGCUUCACCACGCUACCGACCAAGGAAGCAGCUUGGAUUGAUAAGACCACGCAGACGGUUCACAAGAUUGUGACCGACAAGGGCCGGAAGAAGAAGUCCUUACACACGACUUUGCAUCCGCAUAGACAGACAACAACAGUACCCUGCAUCGUCCUCACUCAACACGCGCACGGCUCGCACGAAGCCGAUCUACACGCCCUCGACACACCGAGGACCCACCUCUUUACACCUUCUAGCUUCUCAGGAUCGAUUCCGAGGAUGCGAUUUGCGGGACUACACAACGGGCAGCACCAAAUGCUGCGGUUAGCGAAGCGAGAGCCACAGCGCAACGCCGGCGCAGGAGCAGCAUCUAGCGCGACAGCUGCAUCAUCAACAGCCGCUCAAGGAGGUAGCUCCGCUGCUAAUUCACAAAAUGCAGCCACUUCAUCCCAACCGAGCUCAUCCGCCCCUGCCGCACCCACUACUAGCUCGCAAGCUCCUCCCCCUGCUCAACCUACUCGUACUACUCAAUCGUCGAGCUCGUCAAGUGCAGCUCCCGUCGUACAGCCCUCAACGACGUCGACUAGCAGCUCAGUCCAGCCUGUCGUCGUGGCACCUACGACCAGCUCGUCAAGCUCGGUGGCCGCUAUCAUUGUGCCCACCACAACCAGCUCGACCCAGCCUUUGAUAGCUUCCAUCCUGACAUCAUCCAGUCUGACUUAUGCAACCGCAGUCGUCUCUGUAUCCUCGCUACCUCUGCCGUCUGUUCAAUCGCAUGUCGAUUCCGAUACAUCGUCCAGUUCGACUCACACUGGCACAAUCGUCGGCAUCGCAGCUGGCGCGCUCGUUGGUCUCGUCGUACUAUCGGGUCUCGUUACCUACUUUGUUCGCACGAAAGGCCUGUUCGGCGGCGGUCGCGCCGACGAUGGCAUAGAAGAGGACGAGUGGAACGAUCCCGGCUUGUUCGACAAGGAGAAAUUCAAGCGUAUGUCUACUAUGAUCGGCGAGGACGAUUAUCCUUACGAAGGCGAGGCACCACCUGGUUCCGCUUGGGCCCUGCCGCCCGGUGUUGCAAGGCAUAGCGUCGGACAAGAGCCCGUCAACAUGGCAGGUAUGGGACGCACGCAUGCCGGUCUCAGGCCACCCUCCAUGGUCGAGCGACAUAUCCUUGCGACGCAGCAGCAGCAGGAGGAUAGCCUUACUACGCCAUCCUUUGUCGUCCAAGACUACGCACCUGCCUCCCCCACGUUCGAGAACCAUAUGAUGCCUGCGCAAGCACAGCAAGGCUUCUAUGGCGCACCCCAAGGCUUCGGCGCUCUCGGCUCUGCCUACCCGCCUCAUAGCGUUAGCUCGUACGGCUACGCGCAAGAGCAAACCAACGCGUUCAAUGGCCAGCCAGAGCUGCAACGUCAGAGGUCGCAGGCCAGCAUGGCGCCAUCGAACGGCCGGAGACUAUCUGUGCUACAGGAGGACUAUCGUGGCGCGGAAGACGAUCGAGAGGGCGCUCUGGCAACUUCGCGUAGCGGCACGCCCACCAAUCCCAAUCCUCAGUACGUACACUAUGUUCACGGCGGCGAUGGCAACGAUUCAAAUCGAUAUUCGAAAGAAGAGAGCAGUCUUGACUUUCAUCAGAUGGCGUCACCCGAGUCGCUCAGUCCCUCAGAUCGAUACUCCGAGGUAUACGGCAGCAGCGGAUCUCAGUCCAGUCGCAGCAACUCAAAGGCGACUCGGACGCUGAGCGUCCGCAAUGGCGAUAGCGACGCGCAUUACUGAUGAUGUCACUGCAUGGACUCUGAUUUUGCAUCCUCCUUCGUUGUCUCUAUCUGCGUAUGCAAUACUGCUCGCUUACCGCGACACGGCCUACGGGGAAUACUGAGACGGGAACCUGUUGAUCCAUUGAUGCUUACGACUGCUUGCACUUCUGCUACCACACCCAACGUCGCGACUGUAUGACUAACGAGAGA